Strongylocentrotus purpuratus (purple sea urchin) is the source of this 3892-nucleotide messenger RNA. Its product is annotated as serine/arginine repetitive matrix protein 1. The coding region runs from base 372 to 3869 and encodes 1165 amino acids. The transcript is spliced from 6 exons. NCBI's taxonomy places the organism in Eukaryota, Metazoa, Echinodermata, Echinoidea, Camarodonta, Strongylocentrotidae. The record is from RefSeq and is a predicted model, not a curated record.
GACCACUUCUUCAGAUGCAACCUGCGAAAACCAGAGAAUCAAAGUUCAACAUCAUCAUCAACAUCAACAGUAUAUAUACGGAAGAAAACGUAGUCCUGUUGCUGUUGGUCUUCCGGUCGCUUCUUCUUCUUCAAGCAGGGACUUCAAGUGUAGAAAAGCCUCUGAUUAGAGUCUGAAGUUGCCUGAAUGUGACAUGACAUGUAGAAUAUUACUAUAUGAGAGGUUCAAGGGAAUUCAGAUGGAAGUAACAAAGCUACUGUACUCAUCGCGAUCGCUUUAGAAGCGUGAGUUUCACCAAAAGCUGCAAGUUCUCAACGGGUGCAGGUGUUCCGCUGAGAGUCUGGCUCCACUGAUCGCCUACAAAUACAGAGAUGGAAGUACAUCAUGAACAUACGGCCGCGGCAGAUGGUGUAGAAGAGACGGGUAGUUCCUUCACUUGGGAGAGCCAAUUUCUUAGCAGAGUGAACGCACAUCAAACUCAUCAAGGAAUGCCCUCACUAAUGGAAGGAGCUACAUCAAUACCCACAGAGUGUGCAGUGACCAUUGUAAAGGAGACUGGGGUCUUUGAGAAGCUUCUGAUGGAGAAACUGUCAGUUUACAUGUGUCCAAUCAUAGGCAUCUCCAGCUUGAAUGGAUGGCUUCUUGUUCACUUCUGGGAAGGAGAUUCCUAUGCUGUAGAUCUAGGUGCACUCUCACCAGGGUCUAAACAGGGCAAGGCUCAUCCUGGAGCUAAGAUCGCUGGUGGAACUCCAGAUAACAUUCACAAGUGGGCCAUCAUUCACUCUGUCGGAAGGUUGCUCAGUGAUGACUCCAUUUUGAAGGUUGUGUACGAUGUCCUUCACGUGUCUCAUGAUCUAGGAGAGAAUGCAGGCUUGAAGAUUGUCAGAGUUUUUGAUGUCUUGGAAGCAGAUCGUAUCAUACGUGACCACAGCUUCCUCAUGCCUCUGGCAGAACUGUUGCAGAUCUAUGGAAUGGUACCAAAUAGCUGUGUAGACAUCUUAGUUGGCUCCCAGAGAACACCUGUAGUGGACGACCCACUGGAUUAUUGUGGAAAAUCACAAAGACAAGCUAUCAACAAUCUUAGAGAAAUGGCCCAAGUUUCCUCUAAGAUGAUUCCUUUCCUUUAUCAAGCGAUGUUAAGUAUAAUGUCAGCUCCAAUGCUGGCUGAGCUUAACCAACGCUCCAAUGCUUCGGUGCAGAGUCCACAGCAGUUGGACUGUUGGUAUAACCCGAGAAGAGGAGACAUGGUCUCUGGUCCUGAGAACGUAUCCAGUCACCCAUCUUCAUAUGCAGCUGCUCUGGAGGGCAUGGCUGCAACAGGAAAUGAAAGCACACAACAAGCUCCUUGUUUAGUACAAGCUAUUGAGUCUUACACUGAGGAGGCAAAGUAUGACAGAACUGAGGUGCAGAAACAAAGGGUCACUCAAAAUGAGCUGCACCAAAAGUUUCAGGGUGAAACACAAGAGCAACAUCAGCAAGGUGAAGAGAUUGAAAGUGUGGAACCAUACAUUACCAGCCAAAAAGAAAGCCAUGGUGCUUUGCAUCUUGUAACCAGCAAUAUCAGAAAGGAGACAACGCAACAACCACACUUUGAUUGUAAUGCAAAGAAAAUGGUUCAAAGCACCUAUGCGAAUGUUUUGCAAGGCAAGGCAGGAUGUCUGACAGAAAAUGCAAUCACGAAACAAGCUCCACCCCGUUUGACUCGAGAUGAAGCUUCUGACAUUGAAGAAACAUCAGAUGAAAGCAUUCGUAUGCACUCACAAGAUUUACCUCCAAAGAAGCAAAAACAUCAAGUGCAAAAACAUGAACAUCAUGGAAACUGUGGUUCACAUUCACAGUCAAAAGAGCAAGUAAACUAUCCUCAAGUUGCCAAUGCCCAAGGAGAGAAAUUAACUCAGCCUUCAGUAGCGGCCAGUAAUGAAAAGAAGAAGCAGCAAGAAAACAGUUUGGAUAAGAGUGUAAGGCCAAAGACAAAUCAAAGUGCAAGCUCUGUUGGUGCAGUAGCAGCAACAAGUACUCACCAGAAGCAGCAACAACAACCAGAACAGCUUCAAGAAUGUAUCCGAACUUUAUCAGCAAAAAAGAAAAAGAAAAAGAAAAAGAAAAAGAAAAACAAUACAGUAGAAAAAGAAUCUCCACCCCAACUGAAAUCUAACAAAUCAGGAGGAAAUGUUGAAAAAGAACAAAAUCAGAUGCUUCCUGAGAAAAUGCAGAAUGAUGUGAAGUCAAAGAAAAGUAGUGUAACUACCUGUGGUCCAACCUGUGGUCCAGCCAAUCCUCGAGAACAAACUGGUCCAUCUAAAAGUCCCCUCAGUCUUGGGGUUCCUGUUGGGAAAGAAAAGAAUCAGCUGAAGGUAAAAGUUCAGAAUGAUGUAAAACCAAAGGAAAGCAAAGGAAUUGGAGCAUCUGGUCCAGCAAAGACCAAAGAGCAACCCAAACAAUCUAAAAGUCUCCUCAGUUCUAAAGAAAAAGAAAAAGGUAAGAUGUCUCAACAGGGUGUGCAGAAUGAUGCAAAGAGAAAGAACAAUAGUGCACCCAAGACCAAGACGAAGGAACAAUCCAAUUCUUCCAAAAAUCCCUGUCCAAAAGAUACUGUCAAAAAAGAACAAAACACAUUGCCUCAGCAGAAAACGCAGAAUGGUGUGAAGCCAAAGAAAAGCAGUGUAACUUCAGACAAAACUUCAGCCAAGACUUCAAAACAGAACAGUUCAUCUAAAAGUUGUCCCAGUCCUGGUGCAACCAAUAAAAAAGGACAAAAUCAGAUGCCUCAACCAAAAGUGCAAAAUGACAAAAAGGCAGAGAAAAGUAGUGUAACACCAGCCUCUGGUCCAGCCAAAGCUAAAGAACAACCAUCCAGACAGGAUAAGCAUCAGCAAAAACAGCAGGAGAACUCUGAAGUAAUGAAUGCUGUGAAAGCCGAGUCAAAGAAGAAAACAGAGUCUUCUCAAAAGUUUUCUGACAAGCCAACUUGUGUAGCCAAAACUCAAGAACAGAACAGUUCAUCUAAAAGUUGUCCCAGUCCCGGAGCGACCAAUAAAAAAGGACAAAAUCAAAUGCCUCAACCAAAAGUGCAAAAUGACAAAAAGUCAGAGAAAAGUAGUGUAACAUCAGCCUCUGGUCCAGCCAAAGCUAAAGAACAACCAUCCAGACAGGAUAAGCAUCAGCAAAAACAGCAGGAGAACUCUGAAGUAAUUAAUGCUGUGAAAGCCGAGUCAAAGAAGAAAACAGAGUCUUCUCAAAAGUUUUCUGACAAGCCAACUUGUGUAGCCAAAACUCAAGAACAGAACAGUUCAUCUAAAAGUUGUCCCAGUCCCGGAGCGACCAAUAAAAAAGGACAAAAUCAGAUGCCUCAACCAAAAGUGCAAAAUGACAAAAAGGCAGAGAUAAGCAGUGAAAUAGGAGCAUGUGGUCUAGCAAAUACAAAAGACCAAGCAAGCUCAUCUAAAAAUUCUCACACUCCAAGAGAGGUUGUCAAAAAAGAACAAAGUCAGAAAUCGCAGAAUGAUGUGGAGUCCAAGAAACACACUGUUACACCCUCCUCCAUUCCAGUCAAAGCUAAAGAACAACCAUUUAAACAGGAUAAACAUCAGCAAAAACAGCAGGAGAACUCUGAAGUAAAUGAUGCUGUGAAUGCCGAGUCAAAGAAGAAGAAGGAGCCUUCUCAAAAGCUUUCUGACAAGCCAGCUCUCAAAACUGAAAAAGAACAUAUAAAGUCUGAAAUGACUCAUCAUCGGCAAAGACCAACCCUGUUCAAAGACUGUCCUGCUGAGAAAAGGGAAUCGGAUGCCAGUACCUCAAGCAGUAUUAGUUUCACAGAGCAGGAAGGGAGACAAGAACAGAAAGAUUUCCCAAAAAUGAUCAGGUUUUGAGUAACACAGCCACUAAACCAAAA